Aplysia californica (California sea hare) is the source of this 3017-nucleotide messenger RNA. RefSeq lists its product as uncharacterized. Bases 799 to 2916 code for a protein of 705 amino acids. The record is from RefSeq and is a predicted model, not a curated record. The transcript is spliced from 2 exons. Lineage: Eukaryota; Metazoa; Mollusca; Gastropoda; Aplysiida; Aplysiidae.
AGACCUAUACAAUGUGAGCCGCGGAGCAAUCCAGCGGAAUGCUCAAGUGAAUUGCGAUUGGUUCACUGUCUUGCCACUAGCCUAUUUUUAGAUUUAGGUCUUGCCCCUGCUGUUAGGCUACCAUGAACUUGAGCGAGGAGAACGACAGUGAACAGUGAACGUCGAGCUAGUUAGGUCACCGUGUAGCGUCUGUUGAGUUGUGCCUUUGUUGAAUGGUGUGUUGUUAGUGUUGUUAGUGGAGUGGUGAAAGUGUAGUAUUAUUACUUGAGUGUUCAGUUCCAAUGCAAGAUGAACGGAAUCGAUUUUUAGCCAACAAAUUAGAUUACUAUAUGUAGAUCUAGAUCUAGUUUUAGGAAUCGAAGCGACAAAUAAGAAGAAUGAAAGUAAAAGCAAUAGAUCUAGAUCUAGAUCUAGAUCUAGCCCAGAUCUAGGCUCUCACCAACCCAGAUUAAAAUUAGGCCAACACACCGUCCCAUUCAGUGGUAUUUACUACGCCCUUGUUGCCUGUCUUCAAUCGGUGAUAGUUUCAUAUUGUGCUCGCCCACUUUUUAGACCCACAAGCCGUUGGCUACUGUGUUAGAUCUGGAACAAUCUGUCAGAGUGCUCACAGCGAUGUUCGAUCGGUUCAUUGUCUUGCCCCACCUCUGUGAUCCUGAACUUGAGCGAGAUCAACGUGACGUAGGCCUAACUAGGCCUAGCCUAUGUCAGUGAGUUAGUAGAGCCUGACUUGGACUUGAAACGGUGUUAUGGUGAAAUUGUUAUUACUUGAGUGUGUGUAGGGCCUAAUUCCACGCCAGGAUGAAUGAAGUUGAUUUUUUGCUUGUGAAUGAUUUCAGUUCUCUGAAACUAAGGGACCAGAUGAGAGUGAAAGAAUUAGGGCCUCACCAACCCAAAGAUAUCAAAAUAGUCCAACCAACAAAAGUGUGCAAUCGUGUUUUCAAUCCGAAUCUUUUCGAAACAGUGGAAUGGCUUACAGUCAGUGUUAGCAAACACUCACUGCACUGUUUCUAUUGUCUGCUUUUUGGAACUGAUGACGCCAAGUGGUCUAAGAAUGGUUUUAAGGAUCUUGUCCAUGUGAAACAAAGCAUUGGGACACACGGGUCAUCAAAAGCUCACGUCAACAAUGCUGUGAAGUAUCACACGUUCGGACUAGAUCUUGAUCUAGAUCGAGAAGACACAGCAGCGCAGUUCAACUUAGGCCAUCGCAUCACAACGAUGUCUUACCACAACGAACGAGUGAGAAAGAACAGGCACGUAUUGUGUAAUGUUAUCGAGUGUAUUUUGUUUUGUGGAACUCACGGACUCGACCUUUACGGUCAUGAAGAAGGUGAUUUGUCGGGGAACAGAGGUAUCUUUCUUGAUUUACUGCACCGAGACGCUAACACGGACAGGAUACUGUCUGAUCAUUUGCAAAGCGCUACUGUUGCAACAUAUACUUCCAAAAUAAUACAGAACGAACUGCUGGACUGUAUUUUCAAAAUCUACCACGAAGAACUGAAUAAAGACAUACACUCUGCUAAGUUUCUCUCUGUUCAGGUCGACGAAGCAACUGAUGUAGGUCAUUUUUCACAGUUUGCGAUCAUUCUGAGGUAUAUUAAGGACGGAAAACCGGUAGAGCGGUUUCUAAAGUUUUUUGAAGCCGAAGACAGAACUCAAUCAGGGCUCGUUUCAACCCUACGAGAAGCUUUAGAACCAUUCAGCGUCGAGGAGAAGCUGAUCGCGCAAACCUACGACGGGGCGGCUGUGAUGAGUGGGAGAGUCUCUGGUGUACAGGCUCAGAUGCGCCAAUUUUUCCCCAAUGCUGUCUUAGUUCAUUGUCAUGCGCAUCCGCUGACUUUUGUUUUGAAGCAGGCUUGUUCUGGCAUAUCAGACUGCAGGAUAUUUUUCGCGAACGCGGCUGGCUUUUCGGCAUUUUUUGCCCACUCUACAGAACGUAUGGACGUUCUCAGACGCUUUUGUGACCGGAAUAUUUCACGGCUGUCUGAAACGAGGAGGAAUUAUCAGUCUCUGCCUAUUAAAACAGUCUUCACUUGCAAAGGAGAGAUCCAGCUCUGUCUUCAAGAAAUUCUGUCUGAGCACUGGGACGAUGAUACCACCCGCGAGGCGUGUGGUCUCUUGAACGUAUUAAAGAGCGACACAUUUCUCUUCUUUUUGGACUUUUUUAACAAAAUGUUCUCGCAUGUUGACGUUCUGCAAGUGAUCCUCCAACACGGAAGUACAACGCCCUUAGAAGCACAACAAGCUUUAGAUGCAUUUAAAACAGCCGUCGAGGAAAUAGGAAAUAGUAUAAGUGUUCCUUCAACGAGUCAGACCACAGAGGAACAAGCUACCAAGAGACGCAGACAUGACAACACCAGAGAAAUUGCUGCAAAGGAGGCCUGUGACAUAAUAGUUCAUCAAAUUGUUGACCGUUUCUCAGAGCAAAAUAAAAUCAGUACACUAUCAAUCGUCGACCCCUCCAGAUUCCAGGACUAUCAAACGUGGUUUCCCUCAGCUCUUUGGGAUAGUAUUAGUAAUACAGAAAGCUACUCCGUCUUGCCUAAAAUGAAGUUACAAACAGAAUUAGAAAUUUUAUACAGCAAUGAAACAUUUAAGUCUGCUCAGUGUGGCACAAUGCAGGGCCUUUAUUCAACUCUGAGGGACUACAAACUCGACACAACAUUUACAAGAGUAUGCAGAAUCCUAGAAAUCGCACUGACGACACCAAUAGCGUCUGUCGAAACUGAACAAAGUUCCUCUACACUGAACCGAAUAAAGGCGUUCUCCCGUUCUAAAAUAGGGCGAGAGAGACUAGAUGUCCUCGCCUUUAUGUCUGUUCACAAGGACGUCAUUGACAACAUCCCCAACUUCGUCAACAGAAUAAUGGACGCCUUUGCUGAAACAGAGGAACGAAGGGCAGACUUCUUGUUCGAGUAGAUUUUCCCCAAACAGCCAUGUACUUGCAGCCACUCCGCUUCUUCUGUGACCUAUUGACCUUCUGGAGCAGCUUCUCGGCCACUUCGGGACGCAGCACCUUG